CGAGGGAAACGUGGGGAAACGUCAGUUAUUGACCGACAUCGUAAGAUGUGUUUAUAUGUUGUUUAACUUUCUUCUAACGAACUGUAUUUUGAUUACAUAUUUUUCAAUAUAUCAAGACUGUGUGCAUUGACAUUUGUAUAUUUUAUAUCUAAUGUACGUGAAUGAUAACGUUAUUGUGAAUAUGAACAACUUUACAUGAUAUAUUUUAUACAUGUUAUCUUUUUAAUAAUUGAUUAGAGGCGAACAAGCAGUUUAUAUAUACGUUGUGUCACUUUUUUCCAGUAGUAUAAAAAUAGAUAAGCCACAAUAUGUCUAAAUAUUUACCGUCAUCUGUUCCUACUGAAUUUAAAGAUACUAUUCAAGAUACAAUACGUAAGAUGCUGGAGCAUAGUAGCAACAGAGGUAGAAGUUAUCAAUGGAGCUUGAAUGAUUUUGAAAUCGGAUCACCAUUGGGAAGAGGAAAAUUCGGCCGUGUGUACCUAGCAAGGGAAAAGGCUACUCAGUAUAUGGUUGCCUUGAAGACAUUGUAUAAAGUUGAAUUAAUUAAAGGUCGUGUGGAGAAGCAAGUAAUGAGAGAAAUUGAAAUACAAUCACAUUUGAGACAUCCACAUAUUCUUCAGAUGUUAACAUAUUUUCAUGACAACAAAAGAAUCUAUCUAGUGCUGGAAUUUGCUGCAAGAGGCGAAUUAUACAAGGAAUUAAAACGGCAGCCGAAUGAGAGGUUUAGCGAGCACUUAUCUGCCAAAUAUACUUAUCAAGUAGCUGAUGCUUUGGAGUAUUGCCACUGGAACAAUGUGAUUCACAGAGAUAUAAAACCUGAGAAUUUAUUACUCACAUACAAUGGAGAUAUAAAACUCGCAGACUUUGGCUGGUCUGUCCAUGCACCAUCUUCAAAGCGUGACACGUUAUGUGGAACGUUGGAUUAUUUGCCACCAGAGAUGAUAAUGGGACAAACUUAUGAUUUUUAUGUUGAUCAUUGGUGCUUGGGAAUUCUUUGUUAUGAGUUUCUCACGGGACAGCCACCCUUUUUGAGUGGUUCCACACAAGAAACAUAUGCGAAAAUUAAAACUAUUAAUAUACAAUGGCCCGAACAGAUUAAACCUGGAGCCAAAGACCUUAUAUCUAAGCUGAUCAAGAAAAAAAGUUCGGAGCGAAUUUCAUUGGCUGAAGUCAAAAGACAUCCCUGGAUCGUGGAACACAAAAAUUCACCUAAAUUAAAAGCUUAAGAGGAACAUAAUUUUUUAUUAAUUCGACAACAUAUCGUGUUCGAUGUUUUAUUAUCUUUUUUAAAAAUAGAUUUAAUGUCGCGAAUAAUGAGUUAAAUUUGCGUUACGGCCAUUUUAAAUUAAUACCCGUAACGUCCAAUGCGACAAUGUCCACUUCAACAUUAAGUAAAUCACACAGACUUGGCUUAGUCCUACCAAA
Monomorium pharaonis (pharaoh ant) is the source of this 1425-nucleotide messenger RNA. RefSeq names its product aurora kinase B (gene aurB). Gene Ontology annotation, molecular function: ATP binding; protein kinase activity. Gene Ontology annotation, cellular component: chromosome passenger complex; spindle midzone; spindle pole centrosome. The transcript is spliced from 6 exons. The record is from RefSeq and is a predicted model, not a curated record. The coding region runs from base 309 to 1226 and encodes 305 amino acids. Gene Ontology annotation, biological process: regulation of cytokinesis; mitotic spindle organization; protein phosphorylation. Lineage: Eukaryota; Metazoa; Arthropoda; Insecta; Hymenoptera; Formicidae.